AGUAGGCGGAGCAGGGCGGUGCGGGGUGGCGUAGAGCUGGAGGGCGAUGGUGGCGGAGCCGCUGGGGGCGGAGGCAACGUAGCCCCCGCGGAAAAGGAGCCCCGCGGCGCCUGAGCCGAGCGGAGGAUGGAGAACCGGCCUGGGUCCUUCCAGUACGUCCCUGUGCAGCUGCAAGGGGGGGCGCCCUGGGGCUUCACCCUUAAAGGGGGUCUGGAACACUGCGAACCGCUCACGGUGUCUAAGAUCGAAGAUGGAGGCAAGGCAGCCUUGUCCCAGAAGAUGAGGACCGGUGAUGAGCUGGUGAAUAUCAAUGGCACUCCAUUGUAUGGCUCUCGCCAAGAGGCCCUCAUCCUCAUCAAAGGCUCCUUCCGGAUCCUCAAGCUGAUUGUCAGGAGGAGAAACGCCCCUGUCAGUAGGCCGCACUCAUGGCAUGUGGCCAAGCUGCUGGAGGGAUGUCCUGAAGCAGCCACCACCAUGCAUUUCCCUUCUGAGGCCUUCAGCUUGUCCUGGCAUUCCGGCUGCAACACGAGUGACGUGUGUGUGCAGUGGUGUCCCCUCUCCCGGCACUGCAGCACCGAGAAAAGCAGCUCCAUUGGCAGCAUGGAGAGCCUGGAGCAACCAGGCCAAGCCACCUAUGAGGGCCACCUCUUGCCCAUUGACCAGAACACGUACCCCAACCAGCGUGAUUCAGCCUAUAGCUCCUUCUCGGCCAGCUCAAAUGCUUCUGACUGUGCCCUUUCCCUCAGGCCAGAGGAGCCAGCCUCUACAGACUGCAUCAUGCAAGGCCCAGGGCCAACCAAGGCAGCCAAUGGCCGGCUUAAUGUGGCUGAGACCUCAGGAGGUGGCCAACGCCCCUGUGGGGGCCAACUGACUCCUGGCUCCCAGAUGUCAUCCCGUCCACAGGAGGUCCACCACUCAGCUCCUGCCAAGGCUGCCAGGGGUCCCCCGCAACCUCCAGUAAGGCGAGACAGUCUUCAGGCCUCCAGAGCCCAACUCCUCAAUGGAGAGCAGCGCAGGGCUCCUGAGCUCGUGGACUCCUUGCCACAAAAGGAGCAACCUAGUUUGGACACUGUGCUCUCCCCAAGGAACCCUAACAGGUUCUGUUCCCUUGGCGGGCCAGACCAAGUGACAAAUGAGAGCCAUCAUAACUGUGAGCUCAGCCAACCUCCUGAAUCCAGCCAGAAGGGCUCUGAGCAUCUACUGAUGGAGGCCUCAGCCAAAGCCAUUGGAUUCCCAAAAGCAUAUGACAAAGCUUCCAGCAUAGAUUCCAGCCCACUCAACAAGGCUUCAGCAGACCUAGCUAAGGCUUCUUUUGGUGGUCCUCCACACCUCACAGGACCCACAGGGCAUCGCCAUAGUGCCCCGGAACAGCUGCUGGCAUGCCACUUGCAGCGUGUGCACUUGGAUACUAGGGACAGCCAGGGGACGGAACUCCCAGCGGGGCAGGAUGGGCAGGAGUGGACUCUCUCCCCUUUGCACAGCAGCCACCCAGACAAGAAAAGCCCAUGUCCCCCUGUAGGAGGAACCCAGGACCAGCCCAGCAAAGAGAGAAAGACCAGGCCAGUGGAUGAGAGACCUCUGGGUGCAGGGUGCCAGAGCCCAAGCCGUUCCCCACAUGGAGAGGCUGAUGGACACCCUCCAGAGAGAGGUUUCCAGGACCCCAACAGAGCAAGCAGAGCAGACAGUGAAUUGGCCAGCCAGCAGCCUUCCACCUCUGGCUCCCUUGCUCAACAAACCAGGGACUGUUCUUCAACCACUAAGGUAGCUGGCAGCACAGAGGCAACUGAGGAAGGGGACAGUGAGCCCAAGGAGUGUGGCCGGGUAGGUGGUAGGCAAAAUGGAGGCACCCGGGGCCGUUCAAUCCAAAACCGGCGGAAAAGCGAGCGUUUUGCUACCAAUCUGCGAAAUGAAAUUCAGAGGAGGAAGGCCCAGCUCCAGAAAAGCAAGAGUCCCCUGUCCCAGCUGUGUGAUGCUAAGGAACCAGUGGAAGAGACCGAGGAACAUCUAGAAAGUCCUCCACUUCCUGCCUCUAACUCAUCCCUUCCAUCUUCAUGUAAAAAACCACCUAGCCCCAGAGACAAGCUCUUCAACAAGAGCAUGAUACUCAGGGCUAGGUCUUCAGAAUGCCUCAGCCAAGCCCCUGAGGGCCCUGAAUCUAGGAUGGGCUUGGAGGGACGCAUGAGCCCUGGCCGGAGGCCAGGCCAGUCCUCUUUGAGCCUGAACACCUGGUGGAAAGCAUCUGACCCAUCCUCCUCAGACUCUGAAAAAACAAAUGUUCACUGUGGAGUCCGUGGAGGUCAUUGGAGAUGGUCUCCAGAGCACAACCUGCAGCCACAAGGGGCACUAGCCAUGGAAGGCCCUUCCAACCCAGGUGACAAGGACUUGAAGGCUUCUACUCCUCAAGCUGGGGAGGAAGCCAUCCUCUUGCCCUUUGCAGACAGAAGAAAGUUCUUUGAAGAGAGCAGCAAAUCCUUAUCUACAUCUCAUUUGCCAGGGUUAACCACUCAUAGCAAGACUUUUACCCAGAGACCAAAACCUAUAGACCAGAACUUCCAGCCAAUGAGCUCCAGCUAUAGGGAAUUGAGGCGCCAUCCCAUGGACCAAUCAUAUCAUUCCACGGACCAAGCAUAUCAUGCCACAGACCAGUCAUAUCAUUCCAUGUCACCCCUUCAGUCAGAAACUCCCACUUACACCGAAUGUUUUGCCAGCAAAGGCCUAGAACCAUCCAUGUGUUGUAAGCCACUACACUGUGGUGAUUUUGAUUGCCACAGGCUGUGCUCUUACUCGUGCAGUGUCCAGGGAGCUGUAGUACAUGACCCUUGCAUUUAUUGUUCUGGGGAAAUCUGCCCUGCUUUGCGAAAAAGAAAUAUGAUGCCAAACUGCUACAACUGCCGGUGCCACCACCACCAGUGCAUCCGGUGUUCAGCUUGCUAUCAUAAUCCCCAGCAUGGUACCCUCGAGGACAGCAACUUGGCACCUGGCAACACUUGGAAAACCAUGAAGCCAACAAUGCAGGAAUUUCCUGGGGACAAAUGGAAACCAAUAACAGGAAACAGGAAGACCAGCCAGUCAGGGAGGGAAAUGGCUCAUUCUAAGGCUAGCUUUUCAUGGGCAACCCCUUUCCAUCCCUGCCUUGAGAACCCAGCACUGGACUUGUCAAGCUACCGAGCAAUCUCUUCUCUUGACCUCCUUGGAGACUUCAAGCACUCCUCAAAAAAAACAGAGGAACCUUCUGGUUAUGAAGAGGAGAGCUCCAUGGCCUCUGCAUCCCGCCCGCUGCGCAGCCGCGCCUUCUCAGAGAGCCACAUCAGCUUGGAGCCCCAGAGCUCCAAGGCCUGGGGGCAGCAUAGGAAGGAGCUCUUUACCAAAGUUGAUGAGACCCAGCCGGAUCCUCUGGGUGCCAGGAAGAAGGCCUUUCCUCCUCCUCGCCCUCCUCCUCCCAACUGGGAGAAGUACAGGCUCUUUCGUGCAGCUCAGCAGCAGCAACAGCAGCAACAGCAGCAACAGCAGCAGCAGCAACAGCAGCAACAGCAGCAGCAGCAGCAGCGAGAGGAGGAGGAUGAGGAGGAGGAAGAAGAGGAGGAGGAAGGAGUAGAGGAAGAGGAGGAAGGAGAGGAAGAGGAGCUGCCACCCCAGUAUUUCAGCUCAGAAACCACUGGUUCUACCACCCUCAAUCCUGAUGAGGUCCUGGAGCAGCCGCAACCGCUGGGCUUUGGCCACCUGGAGGCCUCGAGGCAGGGUUCACAAAGCCUCCCAGCACAGCAAGAGUCCUUUGCUCUCCAUUCCAGCAAUUUCCUGCCUCAGGCAAGGGGCCACUUGGGAGCUCAGGCUGAGAAGUCUCAGCCCCCCUGCUAUUAUGGCAUUGGUGGGCUUUGGAGGACAUCAGAGCAGGAGACUGCCAAUUCCCCCAAACCAGAAGCUUUGAUGGCAGAAGAGUCCAAACCCAAGCCAGGAUGGAGCCAGAAUUACUUCUUUGCUGAGGAGCAGUUCUCUUUAAUGGGCUGGGGCUCUGAGAAGCAGCACCUCAGCCCCACAGGCUUCAGUGAACCCAAGACAACAGGACAAGAGCUGCAGCACUGCUCACCUCCUCAGGGGGCCCCAGGGAUCCCUACCUCUUACUCAGCUUAUUACAAUAUAUCUGUGGGCAAAGCAGAGCUGCUGAACAAGUUGAAAGACCAACCCAAGAUGGCAGAGAUGGGAGAGGAGGAAAUUGACCAUGAACUGGCUCAAAAAAAGAUACAGCUUAUUGAAAGCAUUGGCAGGAAACUUUCUGUGCUGCGGGAGGCCCAGCGAGGAUUGCUAGAGGACAUCAGUGCCAAUUCUGCCCUUGGGGAGGAGGUCGAGGCCAACCUAAAAGCUGUCUGCAAAUCCAAUGAGUUUGAAAAAUACCGUUUGUUUAUCGGGGACCUGGACAAAGUAGUCAACUUGUUGCUGUCGCUCUCUGGACGACUGGCCCGGGUGGAGAAUGCUCUCAACAGUAUCGAUUCAGAGGCCAACCAAGAGAAGCUGGUGCUGAUAGAGAAGAAACAGCAGCUGACAGGGCAGUUGGCAGAUGCCAAGGAGCUGAAGGAGCACGUGGACCGCCGGGAGAAGUUGGUGUUUGGCAUGGUCUCCCGCUACCUGCCUCAGGACCAGCUCCAAGACUACCAGCACUUUGUGAAGAUGAAAUCAGCUCUCAUCAUUGAACAGCGAGAGCUGGAAGAGAAGAUCAAGCUCGGGGAAGAGCAGCUCAAAUGUCUCAGGGAGAGCCUACUCCUGGGGCCCAGUAAUUUCUAAUCCCAUCAGCGGACUGCCUACACCAUCCCUGCCCCAAUGCAACGGGAAGUGCUUUCAAUCUUUGUUAGCAAUUCGUUAGCAAGUAGAUAGCAGUUAGUUAGCAGUUUGUUCCGUAUCCUCUACCCUGGAGUCUCUCACUGCCCCUUAACCUAGCAGUGUUCCCAGCCAGCUAAGAGGACCUGGGGAAGCCCUAAGCUUCUACUCGAGGGAGCAGAAGCAAGAAGUAGAAGCUGCAGCAAAGUGUGACCACACAAACCUACAAACCACACUCUCCUUCCCACAGUUUACACAGCCAAGCGCUCGUCGCACGCAGAACCACCGAAGUGCCUUCAUUCUUCUUUGUAUUAGGACACCAGGAACACCAUGCACUCCCCACCCGCCACCCCCCCCACCCCACCCCACCCCACCCCCACACACACACCAUAGUCUGCCUCUGAAAUCUCAGAGGGAAGUUGCCCAUGCAGCUCCACUCUGCCCUGAGGCUCAUGGCCCAGCCACUUCCCAUGGAGAUCUGGUUGUCUUGAGGGUGCGCACCUACCACCAGCUUCAGGGCCUUGCCUGGGCUUUGCAGCAGGAAGCACAGAAGGAGCAAUGACACUUACCACAAUGUGAACCAAGGUGGGGAAUCACCGCCCGGUGCCCUGCUGAGAGGAGCUAUGCUUAAAGGAAUUGAAUCAGCUCUACCCCGCCUUCCUCAGCAGCUAGUUGAGGGGGAAGAGGCCUAUCUUCAGCCCUGGCUGGUGUGGCCCUCCCCACCCCCCACCCUAAGACUUUGGCCUACGACUUGCUGUUCCAUCUUGCCUUUUCAUUGCUGGGGGUGCCAAGUGCCUACCCCAAGAGCUUCACACUAUGGGGCCAUUCAUAGCUCUACUAAAGCUGACUUCUGGAUACAUGUUUUAUUAUUGGGGGGGGGGUUGUUAUUGUUAUAUUUUAAAUGGCCUUUUGAUUUUAUUUAUUUUUAUGUCUUGAUUGUUUUUGUUUUCUUUUUUAACUAAUAAGGUGAGAAGAGGGGAGUUGGAAAGGGGAAAGUUAGCCCAGAAGGAAAGCAUUUUCUGCAGAUCAGCCUGAAUUCACCAAUGGCUAGGUAAGCGAGUACCAAGGCCUUGAAUUCUACCAACCAUAGCUGACAAGUGUCUAAGAAAGGAGUUCUCACUUGGAACUAAGAGUCUUCCCCACUGUGGCCUGAUCCUACACUUCCCUUGAAGUCUGGAUGACCGUGAGCUUAGAUUUCCCCAACAAGGUUCAAUAUAUAUUUUUUUGUACUUAUUUUUUCCUGAAACCAAAGAAAUCUGAAAGGGAUGAAGGUUCACGCAUUUCUCUACCAUUUCCAAGCUAAGGUAGGGGUGAGCUCAGGAAGAGCUCCUCUAUCUAAUUGUUUUCUUAGCCUGUGGCCUGGCUCAGGGAACUGAAAUCCAUGGUAGCUGGAAGCUCCAGCCAGGGCCAGCCCUGCAAAGCAAGUUAUAACCCAGCCAGGAUCUUAGGCCCACAAACAACAAAUGCUGCUGCUACUGUUGCCAAUGUCCUGACACUGGUAGCCAGUUUCUAUCCUGGAAAAGCCCUUGGGUGGGCUAUGGCAAGAAACUCUGCCCUGUUAUCCAGCUCAAUUCCUGGUUCCUUGCUAACUGGGGCCCAUGCUUGGUAUUGCACAGCCCUGCUCAGCCAGCCUGGGCUUCUAGUCACGGCUGAGUUCCUCGGGGUCCUCAGAGGUUAACUGUAGCAGCAGGGGUGCUUCAUUCAACCAAAGAAUUUGCCAAGGAACUUUGCUGCUGCUACAAAUACCGGUUGCUAGCUUCUGUUUCCUCUUCAUUGUAUUUGGAAACAAUGGAAGAAUCUUGGCCAGCAGGGUGUCCUGUAGGGAGGGGGGCCCUGAGCAUGCUCUUAGUACAGUGCUGCUGUUAGAACCACUGUUAAAAAUGCCAACCUGCCAUUCUCCCAUCAAGUGGAGGAUUUUACUCUAUUCAGGAAAGCUGAUAGCUUAUAAGGGGCUAGGUUUACCUAAGUCAAGGUUGAGGAAGACUGGGGAGUGCUUUGAAUAGAGUCUGUGGUUGCCAUCUUUUUAAAAAAAAACAAACAAACAGGCUCUUAGACAAACAGUGAGCAAGUCUUGUAUUGGAGGUAGGGGUAAGGCCAAUAUAGCCCAUUAUUCUAAGAUUUUUUUUUUUUUUUUGCUAGAACAGCUUUUGGGGACUAUAGCCCAGGGAAAAGAGUGGCCACUUACCUGGACACCAUGACCAUGGUCUGGGCUUUUUAAGUCAGCGUUAGAAUGGUUGUACCUUAAGUUUUAUUACCCUGAAAGUAUACUGAUUCUGUUAUUUGUGUCACCUAUCCCACCUCCAACUUUCAAAAGUUGGAAUCAGAGCACAAGAAUGCUCAUUUUCACACAGAGGGACAAUUUCCAAAGCAUUUAACCCUCAAACUAUAGUGAGCAGCGAAGCUCGGCAGACAGGGACGCCCACACUGCUGAUGGGGCAGUCCUGUCAUGGCUGAUAGCACUGCAAAGCUGCCAGUGUGACUUGAGAUACAGUGUCUUUCUCGCGCAUUCUCAUUUCCUGGGCUCAGCCCUCCACCAAGGCCUACGGGGGGGAACAGUUUAUUUUAUUUUUUUAAUUUUUUAUUCUUUUGUGGCUGCACCUGUGGUAUACAAAAUUCCCAGGU
This is a messenger RNA of Phacochoerus africanus (Common warthog), 7431 nucleotides long. It is a transcript of the gene SHROOM4, whose product is annotated as shroom family member 4. The transcript is spliced from 10 exons. Gene Ontology annotation, cellular component: apical junction complex; apical plasma membrane; cortical actin cytoskeleton. Bases 127 to 4776 code for a protein of 1549 amino acids. Gene Ontology annotation, molecular function: actin filament binding. Gene Ontology annotation, biological process: actin filament organization. Lineage: Eukaryota; Metazoa; Chordata; Mammalia; Artiodactyla; Suidae. The record is from RefSeq and is a predicted model, not a curated record.